This is a messenger RNA of Selaginella moellendorffii, 2747 nucleotides long. RefSeq names its product spermatogenesis-associated protein 20. Bases 132 to 2651 code for a protein of 839 amino acids. Gene Ontology annotation, cellular component: chloroplast. Gene Ontology annotation, biological process: carbohydrate metabolic process. The transcript has 13 exons. The record is from RefSeq and is a predicted model, not a curated record. NCBI's taxonomy places the organism in Eukaryota, Viridiplantae, Streptophyta, Lycopodiopsida, Selaginellales, Selaginellaceae.
GCUAAGAAACUCGUCUUCUAUUAGGGUUCGUGCGUGCGCGAGCGAGGGAUAGUCGACUGGCAGUUGGAUCCAGGUGAGUGGCACCCGACAUUUUUUGUUUCCUGUUUGGUAGCAGCUGGUAUUUAUGCGGCAUGUUCCGGUUGCGACACCUGCCCCUGGCCGCCGCCGCCGCCUCCUUCUUCAGGCCUGCUGCCCCUGCUCGGUCCUCUUUGCAGGCGAAAAAGAGGAAGCCUCCCGCGUUUGCCUUUGCGCGCACGGUCGCCAGAGCUGCAGGGCCAGAUGCUAUGGCCGAUAAGCACAGCGCUAGCAGUGCCACUGCGGCUGGCUCGGGAGACAAGCACAAGCAUUCCAAUCGCCUCCUCCAUGAAAACAGCCCGUAUCUUCUCCAGCAUGCACACAAUCCAGUGGAUUGGUAUCCAUGGGGAGAAGAAGCGUUUGCCAAGGCCAAGGCAGAAGACAAGCCGAUUUUCCUAUCAGUCGGAUACAGCACUUGUCACUGGUGUCAUGUAAUGGAAGUGGAAUCGUUCGAGAGCGAAGAGGUCGCCAAAUUGCUCAAUGACUGGUUUGUGAGCAUCAAAGUCGACCGGGAAGAGAGGCCCGACGUUGAUAAGAUCUACAUGACAUUCGUCCAAGCUUCACAAGGUGGAGGAGGCUGGCCUAUGAGCGUCUUUCUUACGCCGGAGCUCAAGCCCAUCGUGGGAGGAACGUACUUCCCUCCCGAGGAUAAUUACGGUCGUCCAGGGUUUAAGACAGUUUUAAGGCGAGUGAAGGAGAACUGGGACUCGAGGAAAGCCGUGCUUCGAAACGCUGGGGACAAUGUCAUUCAGCAGCUUGCAGAGGCAAUGGCCGCGUGUGCAACGUCUCUUCAAGUUUCAGGUGGUGUGGCGGAGCAAGCUGUCCAGCUCUGUGCUAGUCAGCUCAUGAAAGGUUUUGAUGCCAAGCUCGGCGGGUUUGGUAGUGCACCAAAGUUUCCCAGGCCGGUGGAGCUGAACUUGAUGCUUCGGUAUUAUAAGCGUCUGGAUCAAGCUGGCAAAGCAAGCCUCUCCAAAAAGGCUUUGGAAAUGGCAAGUUUUAAUCUUCAAUGCAUGGCGCGGGGAGGAAUGCACGAUCAUGUUGGAGGAGGAUUCCACAGAUAUAGCGUUGAUGAUUACUGGCAUGUCCCACAUUUCGAAAAGAUGCUCUAUGACCAGGCUCAGCUUGCAAAUGCCUACCUUGACGUUUACCUCGUCACGAGAGAUACGAUGCAUGCCUGCGUUGCAAGAGAUAUUUUAGACUACUUGAACCGGGACAUGACACACCCUGAGGGUGGCAUAUUUUCUGCUGAAGAUGCGGACAGUCUAGAACCAAGCGGAUCCUCAAAGAAGAAAGAAGGCGCAUUCUACGUCUGGACUGCCAAAGAAAUCGAAGACGUUCUUGGGAAGGAUCGCGCUCAGAUUUUCGCGGCUCAUUACUACGUGAGAGAGCAAGGAAACUGCAACCUGUCACGAAUGAGCGAUCCUCACAAUGAGUUCCUGGGCAAAAAUGUGCUCAUAGAGCGGCAGAGCUUAGCUGAUACCGUGGCAAAGUUUGGAAAAACUGUUGAAGAAACUGCUGACCUCCUUGGGCAAUGCCGAGAGUUGCUCCACGCCCAUAGAUCCAAAAGGCCUCGUCCACAUCUGGAUGACAAGGUUAUUGUUGCUUGGAAUGGCCUAGCGAUUUCAGCUUACUCUCGUGCUUCCAGAUUCUUGAGGGCUGAACCCGAAGGAUUGAAGCAUUACUUUCCAGAUAUGGGAUGCGACCCGAAGGACUACUUGAUAGUUGCUGAACGUAUUGCAAAAUUCGUGAAAGAUAAGAUCUACAAUGCAAGUGCGAAGCGACUUCAGCGUAGCUACCGGAAGUCUCCAUCCCAGGCUCCCGGAUUCUUGGACGAUUAUGCGUUUUUAAUUGCUGGACUUUUAGACUUGUACGAGGCCAGUGGAGACACGAAGUGGCUUGCCUGGGUCUUUGAGCUUCAAGAAGUGCAGGACCAUCUGUUCUUGGAUAAAGAAGGUGGGGGUUAUUUCAGCACUGCAGAAGGCGAUUCCUCCAUUUUGUUCCGCAUGAAGGAGGACUACGAUGGUGCCGAGCCUUCAGGUAAUUCAGUAGCGGCCAUCAACUUGUUGCGUCUCGCUUCUAUCUGUCACGGCGAGGAGGGAAAAUUGUUUCUUGAGAGGGCUCAGCAUCUUUUGGUACGUUUUGCAGCAUUUCGUAGUUUCUUUUCUUCAUUGCUCGCUUCUCGCACACAGGCUGUUUUCGAAGGCAAGGUGAAAGAAUUGGCUAUGGCAGUGCCCCUGAUGUGCUGUGCCUACGAUGUGCUGGCCGUUCCUUCCAAGCGACAGAUUUUGGUGGCAGGCGCCAAAACGUCAGGCGAGUUUGAUGCAUUGGUGACGACAAGUCAUCUCUUCUUCGACCCGGAUUCGACCAUUAUCCAGAUAGAUCCGGAGCUGCCUAGCGACGUAGAGUUUUGGCAAGCCAAGAAUCCGAUGCUCCUGGCCAUGGCACAGGGAAAAGCCCCCAAGAGCAAAGCAGUGGCCUUUGUUUGCCAGGAUUUCAAGUGCUAUGCUCCAGUCUCAGAUGCGGCUGCACUGGAGCGGCUCCUCAACAAGAACAAGAGCAAGGUGGCAGCCGUUUAGCUUAUCUGUAAGUAGUCGAUGUCGAGAUGUAGAAAGGACCUUGAGAAACUCAUUCGGAAGGAUGUACAAUACAGAAAGCCUGUUGAGGAGAAAAAA